Amyelois transitella is the source of this 1292-nucleotide messenger RNA. RefSeq lists its product as uncharacterized. Bases 195 to 1091 code for a protein of 298 amino acids. The transcript has a single exon. Gene Ontology annotation, molecular function: transmembrane signaling receptor activity. Gene Ontology annotation, cellular component: membrane. Gene Ontology annotation, biological process: cell surface receptor signaling pathway. The record is from RefSeq and is a predicted model, not a curated record. NCBI's taxonomy places the organism in Eukaryota, Metazoa, Arthropoda, Insecta, Lepidoptera, Pyralidae.
UUCACAUUAUAUGCUAUAUCGGUCAUAAGAAAGUAUUGUACUUUUUCAAACAGACGUGGGGGCGAAAUGUAAAAAAAAAGAUUGUAAAUCGUGACUUAAAAAAAAAUAUAAGUGGAAAAAACAGGAAUGGAUUUACAAGUAUCAAUCACAAUAAUAAUUUACAAGUCUGAUAUGUUAAAUAAGAAAGCGGCAAAAUGAGUUUAAUGGAAAACUCGACGAAGCUCGAUCAUGGGACAAUAUUUUAUCCAGAAAACGCACCACGGAAUCUGGUCGUCGUAUUCUUCGUGACAUCAUCUAUUGGGAUAGCCCUGUCUGCGUGUGCAUUCAUUCUGUUGGUCCUGACUGCAGUCCGCUUUCCAGAAUGGAGGCAAAGUUACAAAAACCAAUUGCUCAUUCAGUUCAUGUUUGCGAGAAUCCUGUAUACAUUUGUAAGAUACGUUUACGACAUAAGGAAUUUCUUCGAGUUGUGCAACAGGGAUUGCGUUAUUAUCCUGGACAAAUUCCUGAUGACUUACACAGAAGUGGUGUUAAUUGCUUGGAUGUACAUGUUCACGAAACACAUGCAUGACAGUUUAGUGAAAGUGUUUAACGUUGAAGAGAGAACAAUAUGGAAGUUGUCAUUGUGGACUUGGUUCAUACCAGGACUAUUGUCUCUUAUUCUGUCUCUCUCAUAUUACUUUCAAAAGGAUAAGGACAUCAUUUUCUACUUAAUAUAUUUGUUAUUAGUAAAAUGGCCGUUUUUAAGUUUCAUUGCUGUUUUGCUUAUAUCCAUAUUAAGGUCGGUCUUAAACAGCAAUCAAUCUACAGAAAAUAACUUGAAAAUUACUAUUGUCAUGGUGGUUUUAGUGAUUGUGUUUAGUAUACAUCAGUUUAUUAUAGACAUUACAAAGCUGAUUUACAUAGUACUUCUGAACAAUUACGUUCAUUAUAUAUUUGGUAUUGGAAGUAUAGUACUUUUGUAUCACUGCGCGUUCUCAAUAAUAUUUUGGGUGUUUGGCAAUGCGAACACCAGGAAACUAUGGAGUAAUAACAAAGAACGGCCUCUAAGUCAAAUAAUUUUACAUAGAAACUCAUCGCUACAAUCUUAUUAAUAAAUUAAAACAGAUCUGAAAAACAAAAGUUUUUAUCUUUGGAUUAUAAGACUAAGUAAUGUAGUUAUUUAGAUAAAUUUUAUAAAUUACGAUUAGGUAAUCUUAUUAAUUGAGAUAAGUAUUUUACAAAUGAAAAGAUAAGUAAAUGGUGUACAUAUGUAUAUGUAUAGAAACUUUUAAUAUAAUAACUUCAAAAACAAA